UUUUUUUUUUUCUUCUUUUUUAUUUUCAUCAUGACAAACUAUAUGUUAAAGUUUAGUUUGCCACCUUGGUUAUCUUACAUUUUAUCGAUUACUGGGAUUGCUAGUGUAGCUGGUGCCUUCCUUUUAUAUUUAUAUCAAUGUGAACUAAUUUAUCCCAGCAGUUUCCCUGAUGGAUCUAGAACAGAGGUUGCUAAACCUUCAGAUUUUGGAAUGUCAUAUACCGAAGAAACUUUAAUUACUAAGGACAAAGUCAAGUUACGAUGUUAUGUUAUUACUCUUGAAGAUGUUGACGAAGCCAAAAGAGCACCUACUAUUCUUUAUUUCCAUGCGAACGCUGGAAACAUGGGUCAUCGUUUGCCAGUUGCUAAGAUCUUUAAUCAAAAAUUCAGGACCAAUGUAGUGAUGCUAUCAUAUAGAGGAUAUGGAUUCAGUGAAGGAAAAGCCAAUGAAAAAGGUCUUCAAGUAGACUCCCAGACUCUUUUGGACUUUGUGAAGGAACAUCCUAUUCUCAAAAAUACAAAAUUUGUUGCUUACGGUCAAUCUAUCGGUGGAGCUGUGGCUAUUGAUCUUGUCUCUAGAAAUGAAGAUGCAUUUUCUGGCUUGAUGGUCGAAAACACCUUUUUAAGUAUACCAAAAUUGAUUCCUAGUGUGUUCCCUAUGCUUCGAUAUUUUACUGUGCUUUGUCAUCAACAAUGGCCAUCGGAAAUCAAUAUUCAACGUAUUGUCAAGUCGCCUGUAUUAUUCUUAUCAGGAGCAAAAGAUGAAUUAGUACCUCCUUCUCAUAUGACCAAGUUAUUUGAACUUUGUGGAACUCGUGAAAACAAGGAUUGGGUAGAAUUUGAAAAUGGUACUCAUAAUGACACUUGUAUGCAAAGUGGCUAUUUUGCUGCUAUUCGUGAAUUUUUGGAAACAAGGAUCCUCAAGAAUGAAAAACCAAUGGAAGAUAAACAAGAAUUGGAUGAAGAAAUAGUAGAACAAGAAUUGGAAUCAACAGCAGAAAGUAACAAAAAUGCUAUUCAACAAAGUGAAGGUUAUCAACUUGUUAGUGGUAUGGCAAACGAUAUUGGAUUGGCUCAAAGCUUUAGUAUUGAAGAAGUAGAAUUAGAUGAAUAAUAUCUUUUUUUUUUGAUGACAAACUUCACCUCUUUUUCUUUUUAUUGUUGUAAUGUGAAUCAUGAUCUUUUCAAUAAAAAAAUUAUUUUUUGUUUGUUUUGAAACAUCACAAUUU
Messenger RNA from Halteromyces radiatus, 1228 nucleotides. Its product is annotated as Alpha/Beta hydrolase protein. The transcript has 7 exons. The record is from RefSeq and is a predicted model, not a curated record. Bases 31 to 1113 code for a protein of 360 amino acids. Gene Ontology annotation, cellular component: membrane. Lineage: Eukaryota; Fungi; Mucoromycota; Mucoromycetes; Mucorales; Cunninghamellaceae. Gene Ontology annotation, molecular function: palmitoyl-(protein) hydrolase activity.